AUGUCACUUCGGCACCAACAUCCCGAGUAUACGCGUCUUGGGUACAGUAUUCUGGAUGUUUCCCCAUUGAAGCUCUACGACCGGCUGAUCAUGGUACUUGCUUUGCUACCGGAGGUCUCUUAUAGCAGCCCCAACGUUAUCUUGACGAACCUCAAUUGCUCUUAUGGCGACCAGCAUGCUCGGGCAGAUAUUACACAUGGGAUACAUGUCAUUCAAGUGAUAUCUUCUGCCCCAAUGAGGGUUUUAGCAGUCGUUAUCUUGCGAAUAACUGCCGCGAUAGCAGAUCUGAUAUGUUCCAGCGCCAAGGCUACUGCAAAGCCCAGACUCCCGCCGCCCAAUGCUCGCAUGGACAUGGUAUCUGCGCAAAUUGACCGCGUGACGGGUCAAAAACCAAAGUCUUUACUUAUAUCGACCCAGCUCGUGCGGACUGUUACGUUCGGCUACUGGGUUUUUCUGAUCUACGAUAUCCAACUGGCGGAACCACACGUUGCUUCAAGACAUCGUAAUAGGGCACUUAUCCACCGGGAGAAACCAUGGCCGGCAGAUCAUUGCACUGGUACAGAUGACUAA
Molecule: messenger RNA, 570 nt
Organism: Bipolaris oryzae ATCC 44560
Lineage: Eukaryota; Fungi; Ascomycota; Dothideomycetes; Pleosporales; Pleosporaceae
Exons: 4
Coding region: 1-570 (189 amino acids)
Source: RefSeq, a predicted model, not a curated record